Molecule: messenger RNA, 3082 nt
Organism: Cucumis melo (muskmelon)
Lineage: Eukaryota; Viridiplantae; Streptophyta; Magnoliopsida; Cucurbitales; Cucurbitaceae
Product: disease resistance protein RPV1
Exons: 4
Coding region: 107-3082 (991 amino acids)
Biological process (GO): defense response
Molecular function (GO): protein binding; ADP binding
Source: RefSeq, a predicted model, not a curated record
GGCCAUCGAUGAAAUUGUGAAGCAUAUUUUCAACAAGUUGCGUCCUGAUUUGUUUCGAUAUGAUGAUAAAUUGGUUGGAAUUAGCCCAAGACUACACCAAAUAAAUAUGCUUUUGGGAAUAGGUUUAGAUGACGUACGCUUUGUUGGAAUAUGGGGGAUGGGUGGAAUUGGCAAAACUACUCUUGCUAGAAUCAUUUACAGAAGUGUUUCCCAUUUAUUUGAAGGAUGUUAUUUCUUAGACAAUGUCAAAGAAGCUUUAAAGAAAGAAGGCUUAGCUUCAUUACAAGAAAAACUUCUAACAGGAGCUUUAAUGAAAAGAAACAUUGACAUCCCUAAUGCUGAUGGAGCUACGUUAAUCAAGAGAAGAAUAAGUAAUCUAAAAGCUCUUAUAAUUCUUGACGAUGUCAACCAUCUAAGCCAGCUUCAAAAGCUAGCCGGCGGUUCUGAUUGGUUCGGUCCGGGAAGUCGAGUCAUCGUUACAACAAGAGAUGAACAUCUUCUGAUUUCACACGGGAUCGAAAGACGAUACAAUGUCGAAGGGCUAAAAAUUGAAGAAGCUCUUCAACUUUUUUCACAAAAGGCAUUUGGAAAAGACCAUCCAGAAAAAGGGUAUUUUGAUGUUUGUAGCCAAGUUGUAGAUUAUUGUGGAGGGCUUCCAUUAGCAAUUGAGGUUUUUGGAUCCUCUCUACGAAAUAAACCAAUGGAGCAAUGGGAAAAUGCUGUGGAAAAACUGAAGGAAGUUUGUGAUAAAAAAAUUCUUGAGAAGUUGAAAAUUGGUUAUUAUAUGUUAGAGAAAUCUGAACAGAAAAUUUUUCUAGACAUUGCAUGUUUUUUCAAGAGGAAGAGUAAGAGACAAGCAAUCGAAAUUCUUGAAAGUUUUGGAUUUCCUGCUGUUCUUGGACUGGAAAUAUUGGAGGAAAAAUCUCUAAUCACUGUGCCACAUGACAAGAUACAAAUGCAUGAUUUAAUACAAGAAAUGGGUCAAGAAAUCGUUCGUCAAAACUUUCCGAACGAGCCUGAAAAACGAAGCAGGUUGUGGCUUCGAGAAGAUAUAAAUCUUGCUCUAAGUCGUGAUGAGGGAACAGAAGCAAUCGAAGGCAUAAUGAUGGAUUUGGAUGAGGAGGGAGAAUCGCAUUUGAAUGCCAAAUCCUUUUCAGCAAUGACAAAUCUAAGAGUAUUGAAAGUGAACAAUGUUCAUCUCUGUGAAGAAAUUGAAUAUCUUUCUGAUCAAUUGAGGUUUAUCAAUUGGCAUGGUUACCCUUUAACGACCUUACCAUCAAAUUUCAAUCCCACAAACCUCUUGGAGCUUGAGUUGCCUAAUAGCUCCAUUCAGAAUCUUUGGACUGCCUCAAAGAGCUUGGAAACAUUGAAAGUGAUAAACCUAAGUGAUUCUCAAUUCCUAUCCAAGACCCCUGAUUUGUCGGGAGUUCCAUAUCUUGAAAGGUUGGUUUUGAGUGGCUGUGUAGAAUUACACCAACUUCACCACUCUUUGGGGAAUCUAAAGCAUCUAACUCAAUUGGACCUCAAACAUUGCAAGAAAUUAACAAGUAUUCCUUUCAAUAUUUGCUUAGAAUCUCUCAACACUUUUGUUCUUUCAGGCUGUUCAAAUCUCACCCAUUUCCCAAAAAUCUCAGCAAACAUGAACCAUUUAUUAGAGCUUCAUUUAGAUGAAACAUCCAUAAAAACUUUGCAUUCAUCAAUAGGACAUUUAACAGGACUCGUUCUAUUAAAUCUCAGAAAUUGCACAAAUCUUCUAAAACUUCCUACCACUAUUGGCUGUUUAACAUCUUUGAAAAGCUUAAAUUUACAUGGCUGCUCAAAACUUGAUAGUCUUCCAGAGAGUUUAGGAAAUAUUUCUUGUUUGGAAAAGCUUGAUAUUACUAGCACUUGUGUAAAUCAAGCUCCAAUGUCUCUUCAACUUUUGACUAAACUAGAAAUACUAAAUUGUCAAGGACUUUCUCGCAAAUUUCUACAUUCAUUAUUCCCUACUUGGAAUUUCACUAGAAAAUUCUCCAAUUCACAAGGGUUGAAAGUGACAAUUUGGUUUAAUUUUGGUUGUUCUUUGAGGGUUUUAAAUUUGAGUGAUUGUAAUUUGUGGGAUGGAGAUUUACCUAAUGACCUUCAUAGCUUAGCUUCAUUGCAAGUUCUUGAUCUAAGCCAAAACCAUUUUACCAAAUUACCAGAAAGCAUUCGUCAUCUUGUUAAUUUGAGAGGUCUAUUUUUGGUGGAAUGUUUUCAUCUAUUGUGUUUGCCAAAGCUUCCAUUAAGUGUUAGAGAUGUGGAUGCAAGGGAUUGUGUUUCACUAAAAGAAUAUUACAAUCAAGAGAAACAAAUUCCUUCAAGUGAAAUGGGAAUGACUAUUAUUCGUUGUCCUAUAACCAAUGAACCAACUCAAAGCUACAAAAUUCAUCAGCCUGCCCUUUCUGCCAUUCACCUAAGGACAACAACCCAACGAUACCUUGAGGUACUCACAUGGCAACAAGAACAAUACUUUUUUGUCAUUCCCUAUCCUAAUUUCAUAGCUUGUUUUGAUGAAAAAAGAUAUGGAUUCUCAAUCACAGCCCAUUGUCCACCAGAUUACGUAAGUGAAGAUAAUCCAAGGAUUGGAAUUGCUUUAGGUGCUGCAUUUGAAGUUCAAAAACAUGAAAUUAGCAACAAUAACAGUCCAAAAGUUUGUUGUGACUUCAUAGUGAAAAUGGAAACAGAUGAAUGCCCUCUAAAAUCACCUCUAGUGUUUGAUGGCAACAAAGAUGAAUUGAAAAGCCAAAUGGGACUAUCAGUAUUUUACAUACCAACGAAUAGGAUAUCAAGGUGGCUGAACCAAUGUUGUUGCAUUGAGGUUUCAAUAAUCACUGAUAACCCAUUUGUAAAGGUCAAAUGGUGUGGAGCUUCAAUACUGUAUGAACAAAAUGCAGGGAGUUUUAUCGGGAAGAUUAUCAAAGCGUUGUUUGGAUCUCCUGAUAAAUACCAUACAUCAAUUGUUGACCAUCUUUUGAAUCGUCAGAAUCGUGUUGAUGUUUCUACUUUGCUUGAUGGCGGAGCUCGUUACAAGACUUCUUGGUUUAACGCAUUACAAAGGUAA